Messenger RNA from Anopheles cruzii, 1470 nucleotides. RefSeq names its product inositol oxygenase. The transcript is spliced from 5 exons. Gene Ontology annotation, biological process: inositol catabolic process. The record is from RefSeq and is a predicted model, not a curated record. Bases 195 to 1073 code for a protein of 292 amino acids. Gene Ontology annotation, cellular component: cytoplasm. NCBI's taxonomy places the organism in Eukaryota, Metazoa, Arthropoda, Insecta, Diptera, Culicidae. Gene Ontology annotation, molecular function: inositol oxygenase activity; iron ion binding.
CAGGAUCUUUAGUCCGUCUUUGCGCGCGAGAUUGGAACCAGCACUUGCGCGGCGCACAUUCUCGGUGAUCGUUGUACCGUUAUCAGAAUCCGCUACGAGAACAUACAGUGAUUUACCGGUGAUCGGUAGAGUAGUGAGAAAUUUUUGCACAGUAGUUCGUUGUUAGUGUUACGGUUAUUUUGUUUUAAGUUACCAUGAAAAUAAUUGUUGAGCAGCAUCCGAAUGUGUUGGACGUUUCGGAGUUGCUGCGUCCCGAGCCAAAGUUCUCCGAUAAGGACGUGUCCAAGUUUCGGGACUAUACGGUCGAUGAAAAUGAUCCUCUCAAGGAACGCGUCCGUCGAACGUACAAACUAAUGCACACGCACCAAACGGUCGAUUUUGUUAAAGGUCGUCACGAGGAAUGGCUCCACUUUGAUCACUUCAAAGCAACCGUUCGCCAGGCGCUGGAAAAGCUUAACGACCUAGUCGAUGAGUCGGAUCCGGACCUGGAUCUUCCCAACAUUGUCCACGCGUUUCAAACGGCCGAACGGGCGCGGGAAGAGUUUCCGGAGCUGGACUGGCUACACUUGACCGGAUUGAUACACGACCUUGGCAAGGUGAUGGCCUUCUAUGGGGAACCCCAGUGGGCUGUUGUGGGCGAUACGUUUCCGGUCGGGUGCGAGUGGGGCCAGAGCAUCGUUUACCGGGAGGAUAGCUUCACCGACAAUGUUGAUGGCUUGAACCCUAAGUACAACACCAAGAACGGGAUGUACGAACGCAAGUGUGGAUUAGAAAAUCUAACCAUGUCGUGGGGACACGAUGAAUUCCUGUACCGGCUUUUGAAGCACAACAAGUGCACGUUGCCGGAACAGGCGCUCCAUAUGAUCCGUUAUCACUCUUUCUAUCCUUGGCACUCCGGUGGUGACUACCAACAUCUAACGAAGGAGAAAGACGAGGAGACCAAGCAAUGGGUGCUGAUGUUCAAUCGCUACGAUCUGUACACCAAAUCCACCAAACUUCCGGACAUUGACGCCCUAUGGCCAUAUUAUCAGAGUCUGAUCGAUAAAUAUUGUCCAGGAGAGCUCGAGUUUUGAAAAAUCUCCAAAACACAGUAGAUCAUCAUCGCUUAAAAAAUGUUAUUAACGAAGAGAAUUUUAAUAGUUAGUGUGCAAUUUUGUAAAAGGUACAAUUUGAAACAUAAAUGAGCAUAUCUAUAAAAAGCAAAGGAAAUAAAUAUAGGAUGUAAUGUAGGAAGCAAAUGAAAAAUGAACGUGUUGAAUAAUUGCAGACAGCAGGUUUCGCGUGGUCGGUGAUUAAUCUUCUAUCUAUAUAUAUAAAAGAGUACCGCGUUAUUGGCUGUUUACUUAUAACUCAAGAACGGCUGAACCGAUUUGGCUGAAAAUUGGUGUGGAGGUAGCUUAGAUCCAUGGGCCCCAGAUAGGAUACUUUUUAUAAUCCGAUCGCGUCACAAUGAAGCCACAAUACGCACAA